AUGUCGAAUGCUGAUAAACUCCAGCCUAAUGGAUCCAACUUCGCCGUUUGGGAGCUGAUGAUGAGAGAACGGGCUCUCGAGAUUUUCAGCAACCCGACAUGGUACACUAAACCGUGCGUGGAUCCGGUCCAGGAACAAAUAGGACAAUCACUCCUGCUCGCGACCGUCGACAGCAACAUGCACCGAAGCAUGUUACGUCAACCUAACUGCCUUGAAAUGUUCGCAUACCUGAAUUCAAGAUUUUUCACGGUAACUCGUGGGGAACAGUUGUCGUGCUGGGACAGAUUGAUCAACCUGAAAAUGUCCGACUUUUCAAGCAGCGCCGAAGCGGUAACCAAACUCUAUGAGACUCUUGACGACUUCAUCAGUUACGGACUAGACAUCAAUCGAGAAACGAUUGGAGGUCUCGCGCUACAGAGUUCCAUCGAGCCAGGUACCGAGUUACGCAAAGAAGUGGAUCGCCGAGUCGAACAGGACCUGGGCGGUUCCAGCAAGACGCUAUCAAAGAAAGCAGUCACGCCGGAUCAGAUCCUAAAGCACAUCGACAUCGUUAAGAGACAGCUCGACUUGGGCCCAUCACGAGCGAAUACCUUCUCCAGCUCCCUGCCACAAGCACGUCAAUCGGCCGUCGCCAUUUCCGAUCAAGCGAGGGAGUUCUACGAUCCUCAAACCUGGGAUACUCAAUCCGAGCAGGUAGAGGGCCUGGCGACGACAGGUCCCCAAUGCUGGAACUGUCGAUUGACUGAUCACUUACUCAGCAAAUGUCGCCUCCCGAGGCGGGCAGACUUUGACAGACCCCCUUCGACGUUCAAUGCAAUUUGA
Puccinia graminis f. sp. tritici CRL 75-36-700-3 is the source of this 822-nucleotide messenger RNA. RefSeq lists its product as uncharacterized. Bases 1 to 822 code for a protein of 273 amino acids. The transcript has a single exon. Lineage: Eukaryota; Fungi; Basidiomycota; Pucciniomycetes; Pucciniales; Pucciniaceae. The record is from RefSeq and is a predicted model, not a curated record.